Spodoptera littoralis (African cotton leafworm) is the source of this 1984-nucleotide messenger RNA. The record is from the annotation of a GenBank genome assembly. NCBI's taxonomy places the organism in Eukaryota, Metazoa, Arthropoda, Insecta, Lepidoptera, Noctuidae.
UGCUGAUCUAUUUUCAUUCCAUAGUCUAUUAUACGUAAGCAUCAUUGUUCUGUGGUUUUGUCAAUGCUAUUAACUGUCAAACAUAGAGUAAAAUGUCAAAUCCAAAAACAAACUGAAUUUAGCAUUUUAUGCCACUAGAAAGGCGCUCAACACGUAUUAUCGCGAAUAAUUAAUGAUCAUAAAUAACACGUAGUGUUAAACAGAAGAGCAUUGGACUUAGAAAAAUAAACCAUGGCAACAGAAGUGAUGAAAGUAGAGUUAGAAGUGGAGACUUGUUGCAUAUGUGGCGGCGGCGGUGAACUGCUGUCCCCUGAAGAACAUGACGCUGGAGCUCCGCCUAUGCAGGUGCCGCUGCGCACUAUGCUUGUGCACCUCAACUCUAGUAAGGUGGUGCCAGAAGGUAGACUGUGUGGUAGUUGCAUUCGUCGCACCAUGGAGUCGUACGAGUUCAGCACAGCACUGUCUGCCAGAGGAGUCCCACCACUCAGCGAGAAGAUUCGAGCACUGCGGAGGAGAUUGCAUGAGCUGACACAGAAAAUUGACGUAUUUAUAGUAGUGGGGGGUGCCGGGGCAGGAGGAGCGUACUCAGAGGAGGACAUCAUCAUGGUGGAGCGCGACACCCUGGCCGCCGCGGCCGCCGCCGACGACGAGGACCUCGAGCGAGCACGCAAUGCUCGCGGAGAGUCUGUAUAUCAGUGCUCCGUGUCGGGUGGCAGAGUUCCGCGCGCACUGCGCCGAGCACGGCGCCGCCCCGCACUCGUGCUGGACGUGCGGCGCCCAGCUGCACUCGCGCGCCGCGCUGCGGGCGCACGGCCUGGCCUGCGUGGCGGCCGCCCCGCCCGCGCCGGCCGCGGCCGCGCCGCCGCCUGCCCGGCGUGCGGCGCGCGCGCGGCCGACCGCGCGGCGCUGGCGGCGCACGCGGCGGCGCGACACGGGCGCGGCGCGCGGCCGCCGCACGUGUGCGCGGUGUGCUUCCGCACGCUGGAGUCGGGCGAGCUGCUGGCGGCGCACGCGCUGCGCCACCGCCGCGCGCUGCACUACGUGUGCGGGUACGACGGCUGCAUCCUGCGCUUCGCCUCGCGCGCCAACCUCAUGGCGCACAUCCGCAAGUGCCACACGGCCGACCUGCCGCCCGCCGCCGCGCCGCGCGACCCCGCGGCGCCCUCCACCGCCUGCGACCACUGCGGCCGCACGUUCGGAUCAGUAGCAGCUAUGAAGCGUCACGCGCGCGUACAUCGCCCCGCAGUACAACAACGCGAACGUGUACAGGAGGAGGGCGAGGAGUGGGCGGAGGGCGAGGACAUGGAGGGCGAGGUAGAAUACUUGGAGGUGGACGAACUGGAGGACAUGCAAUACAGGGACACUGACAACUACGACCACAAGCCAGACCUCGACGACAUGCAGUAAUCUACCUUCACUGCAUUACUAUUUUAUUUACUCUUUAAAAAUGACUGGAGCAUCUAUUGGUGAUUACAGUCAAUACGUAGAUUAAGACUUGCAACAAACAUAUUUUAUUAGUUAAGCAAAUUAUCUGUACCGGGUGUGAACCGAAAACGCAAACAAAAAAUUUGUUUCUACAAUUAUUUUAACCGUUUUUGUCUUUGUGUGUUUUUCAUGCAACACCAGCGUUGUGUAAAUGAUUACAACUUUAGUAUUAUUAUUUAAAAUAAACGUUUAAUUCCUUACUUUUCUAUAUAAAACUGCUUUAUCAUCACCUGUCUUCGUUUUUUGGAAGUUUUCCGUUUAUAUCUGUAUAUCUAUGUUAAGACAUAUUGUAAUCUUUUAUUUUUCAUGUAUCUAGCAGGUAGAUGAUAUUAGUUAAUUUGACAAAUAUAUUAGGUACUACACAAGUUAUAAUAUAAUCAUAGGUUAUCCAUUUUCCAUUAAUAAGCUGAACCCUUAUUGCUUUGGAUUCGUAUUAGGAUGACAAGAAGUAGAUGCAAUCUAUUGUUUCCUAUAAAAUAAAAAGGUUUUUUAUUAUUAA